This is a messenger RNA of Phytophthora sojae, 1092 nucleotides long. RefSeq lists its product as hypothetical. NCBI's taxonomy places the organism in Eukaryota, Oomycota, Peronosporomycetes, Peronosporales, Peronosporaceae. The transcript has 6 exons. The record is from RefSeq and is a predicted model, not a curated record. Bases 7 to 1092 code for a protein of 361 amino acids.
GAGCGGAUGCGGGAGCUGGAGCUGUCGCUGCCGUUCCUGGUGCUGUUCCUGCUGCUGGUCUGCGUCUGCGUCGUGCUGCUGUGUCACGGUCUGGACCCGCUGCGCAUGCUGCGCUCGUCCUUCAAGGCGCCGCAGCGGCCGCGCAUCUCCCUCUCGGGCUCGGACGGCGAGCGCGAGGCGCUGCUGGCCGUAGACCGCAAGGCCCGGGUGCGCUACACGGGCAAGGUGCCGCUGUACACGGACACGAUCGCGGAGCUGGCGGCGUGCGAGACCCCGCGCGAGACCGAGGCGUUCAUCAAGCUCAUCAACGUGCACCGCCUGCUCAACUCGAAGGUCAAGGCGCAGCACUUCGCGCACUUUUGCAGCACGCGGCUGGAGCUGCCGGUGCUCAGCGUCUCGACGCUGGCCACGAUCAUCCUGUCCCUGCAGAAGUACGCGGCGGAGCCCGAUGUCGUCACGUGCAUCCGCGACUGCUUCUGCGUCAAGCGGAACAUGGCGUGUCUGCAGCUCAAAAACAAGGUGGACGCCAAGUUCCCCAUGUUCGACUUGAUCUACCAUCGGAUCCGCUCGGACUUGGAGCGGGAGGCCAUUCUGAAACACUUCGAGGCGGAAGCUGCAGCACUGCGAGCGUCGUCCAAGUUCUUUGCGCCGAUCAAGCUCUUAUGCGGAUAUGAGCAUGAGGACAGCGAUGAAGACGAGGAUCUGGAAUCUGCGAAAACUAGCGGGUCGAAGAAAUCCAAGGAAGUGCAGCGUGUGGCCUUCCUCACUGCGAGACCCGAGUUUUUGCGCAAGCGCUUCAACUUCGUGCGGUUUAAGCGCGUAUUCGCUGAACACCGAUUCGUCUUUGUGGGGGACAAUGGCCAAGGAGACAUCGACCUGGGCAAGGAGCUGUUGAAGAAUCCGCACCUGUACUCUGUGUCGGCGGUUCUCAUCCACGACAUUAUUCGCAACCACGCCACUGGGAAGCUGAACCAGCAUUCAUAUCGUGGGAAAGAGUGCAACCAGAGCGGCAUCCACUCUUUCCGCACGUACAUCGCAGAAGCAGAACCUUGCGCAAGAGAUUCUCGCGGAUGUGGCCGCUGUGGUAAAUGA